AUGCCGUGGGGGCCUUUUUCCGUUUCGCUGGGCCAGAAGCAUAUUAUACAUGCCAUUCAAAACCGCCAACCAACUUUCCUCAGCCUCGCAGCUUGGAUCGAGAUUCCAUUUUCCGAUAUCGCCCCGUCUGUCAUGCAGGCCUUUCUCAACGAGUUUGUUCAUCUGUCAUCUUUACUCUGUCAAAUGGAUGGUCUUUGUCUUGCGGUGGAUUCUCAACCAACCAGUCAGUCCGGGAUUGAGCAACAAGUACUACUAUCCCUCUUCACAGAUCUUUCUGCGCGUCUGGAUCAUUGGGAGUAUACUUUGACUACCUCGUCUUUCUCCUAUGAGCGGUGUCACUAUUUCUCUCCCGAAGCCGACGAUGACUACGACGAUGAGAGUGGCCAUCGACCCAUCUCUUACCCCAACGUGACAAUGGCAAAUAUCUUCACGCACCUAUGGGCCUUUCAAAUCAUCACUCUCCAGGAGAUGACUAUUCUCACCUCUGCCCUCUCUGAAACGAUAUCGUCAUCGCCGUCUCCAUCAUCCACAUCGUCCCCGGAGGACCGUGCAAUAGUCCUCGCCAGAAAUAUUUCUCUGAGUAUGGACUAUCUCAUGAAAGAGGAUAUGGGUCUUUUUGGCCCGGCUUCAUCAUAUUUUCCUCUCCGGGUGGCUUGGGAAGUUCUCAAAGAGGGCGGUGAUCAUUUUUAUGGUACUCAUGUGAAACGGAGUGUCAAUCGACUCGUUACAAGAGGGCUUUUGUCUGCGCCGACUCUUGUCUUUGGUCCUGAACUUGAAUUGCAUUAA
Penicillium waksmanii is the source of this 786-nucleotide messenger RNA. RefSeq lists its product as uncharacterized. Bases 1 to 786 code for a protein of 261 amino acids. The record is from RefSeq and is a predicted model, not a curated record. The transcript has 2 exons. Lineage: Eukaryota; Fungi; Ascomycota; Eurotiomycetes; Eurotiales; Aspergillaceae.